Molecule: messenger RNA, 678 nt
Organism: Effrenium voratum
Lineage: Eukaryota; Dinophyceae; Suessiales; Symbiodiniaceae
Source: the annotation of a GenBank genome assembly
AUGGAGAUCGACCCCCUCCGGGACGGCGAGGCCUUCCUCAGGCAGUGGCAGCCGCAGGAGCCGCCCGCCGGGUAUGAGGUGGACCGGAGUAAAGGCGUCUUCGGCUACGAGUGGAGGCGGCCUCAGGAGAUCGCCUCGUGCGAGGAGGCGCAGCCCUGGGUGCGGCGCCUGCUGCGGCGCCACGCGGAAGAUGUGCUGCGCUGGGCGGCGGAGCUGGGCGCGGACGGGCGCUGGGCCAGGCCCCGGCCGCUGCGCAGCUGGCGCGGCAAGGCCACUGAGCUGCUCGAGCUCUUGGCCACAGCGCUGGAGAGCGGCGCCGGCAUGCAGCAGCCAGACGAGGAUGGCGUGACUCUCCAGGGCUGCGAGGAGGGGGAAGAUGUGGCUAUGGCGGCGGCAGCCACGGCUUUGCGGCACUUCCAGGCGGAGGCGGCGAGCGCCUUCCCGAGGGACCGCUGGGCCGGGGACGCGGGGCCGGUGCUCAGGGGCUGUGCGCGGCGCUGGCCGGAGGUCUUCGUUUGCGAGGAGAAGGGGCACCAGCUUCAGGACUGGGAGCAGUGGCACUUCCAAGGGAAUGCCUCCAGACAGGCUUGGAUGCAGGAGCGCGGCAAGGCUUUGCGGCAGCUGAUCGCUGCCCUUGGUUCGAAGACGGCUGAGCGGGAGGAGCCAAAGGCGGAGUGA